AUGGGGAAGCAGUGGAGUGUCCUCCUAUUGAUGCUAAUUUUUUGGAGUUGCACUGGGGCUCAACAGAUAUUAUCCAUGCAGUUCACACGUAGUAUGUACAAUGCAUCUAUAUAUGAGAAUGCAGCUGCAAAGACUUUUGUUCAAAGUCCCAUUAAGAUGGGCAUAUAUAUGGUCAAUCCCUCUUGGGAUAUAUGGUAUCAGAUUGAAUCUGGGAAUCAGGCAAAUUUAUUCAAGGCUGAAAAGUAUGUUUUGGGAGACUUCUGUUUCCUACGAAUAAGGACCAAAGGAGGAAGCUCAGCUACACUGAAUAGAGAAGUAAAAGAUCAUCAUUUGCUGAGAGUGAAAGCAAUUGAAAGACACUCUGGGAGUGAGGCACAAACAACUGUUUAUCUACAGGUUCUGGACACGAAUGAUCUAAGACCCCUCUUCUCACCCACCUCCUAUAACAUCACCUUACCUGAAAACACACCCAUUAAAACAAGCAUCGGUAGAGUCACAGCUUCCGAUGCUGACACUGGCACCAAUGGAGAGUGUUAUUUCAGCUUUAAAGAGUGGACAAAUAUGUUUUCCAUUCACCCCACCACUGGUAUCAUAACAUUGACAGGCAAACUGGAUUACUCGGACACUUCCCUGUAUGAGCUUGAUAUUCUGGCCGUGGACCGUGGACUGAAGCUUUAUGGGAGCUCUGGCAUUAGCAGCACUGCAAAAUUGACAGUGUGUGUACAGCAGGCCAACGUACAUGCACCUGUUAUCACAGCUGUACCGCUAACGCCAUGGAACACUAUCCAAGACCCAACGUAUGCUUUUGUGACCGUAGAGGAUGACGAUGAAGGUCAGAACGGUGAAAUAGCGUCUCUGAACAUAGUAGCCGGGGAUCCUCUUCAGCAGUUUAAGGCCAUAAGAACAAGCCCCGGAAGCAAAGAGUACAAGAUCAAGGCAGUCAAAGAUGUGGAGUGGGAGGGGUAUAGUUAUGGGUACAACCUUACCUUGCAAGCCAAGGAUAAAGGAGAUCCGCCAAGGUUUUCCUCGGCAAAAGUAGUGAGAAUCAGGUCGCCUCAUGAAUAUAUGGAAGGUCUUAAAUUUGAAAAGAGUAUUUAUCAGGUGAGCCUUAGUGAAUUUGCCCCUCCCAAUUCCUCUGUUGUCAUGGUCAGAAUUACACCAAAGCAUCCAAACGUUAAGUAUUCAAUUCAACAUAAGAUGCAGCACUUUAAAAUUCCUUUUACUAUCAACCCAAAAACCGGACUCAUUACUACCACUGGGCCCGUACAAGCAGACCGCGUCAGUAAAUAUGAAUUUGAUGUAGUGACUAACAACAAACGAACAAGAGCUAAGGUGAUUGUCAACAUUAUCGACGUGAACAACAAUGCUCCAAAAUUUCAACGGUCAAGUUAUGAAGCCAGCGUCGAUGAAAAUGUUCCAGUAGGGACUAGCAUUUUAACAGUCAGUGCGAGUGACCUGGAUGAUGGAGAGAAUGGUUAUGUCACCUACAGCAUCAUUAAUACGACCCCUCAGCCCUUUCAGAUCGAUUACUUUACCGGUGUAAUAAGCACUGUGAUGGAUUUGGACUGUGAGCUAAUGCCAAGCAAGUAUUUUCUAAGAAUUCGUGCCUCAGACUGGGGUGCUCCUUUCCGUCGUGAAGCAGAGACCAUGGUUUCAAUUACCCUUAAUAAUUUGAAUGAUAACAAGCCACUGUUUGAGAAUAUCGACUGUGAUGUGACUGUUCCCAGAUCUUUAGGAGUUGGUGAGCAAAUCAUGGGGAUUUCCGCCAUUGAUGCGGAUGACUUGGGUGCCGUGCAAUAUGAAAUUAGAGCUGGAAACGAUAUGAGUAUCUUUGAUUUGGAUCCAAGCUCUGGUGUUCUAUCCCUUAAAAAGUCCUUAAAUGAUGAUGAGACAGCAAAACUCUCUCAGCAUACUUUACAGAUUACUGCCAAUGAUGGGGAGAUGUCAAGUGCAGUGAUGCUUGUGAAUAUAACAGUUGUAAACACUUUGAACAAAGUCCAUUCAAAGUGCGUUGAAACAGGAGUUUUGAGAGAUCUAGCAGGAAUGUUGCUUUUUGGCACUAAGCUUCAAAGUUACAAGGAACCAGAAGAUGCGUUUGCAAAUAUUCAUUCUAUCAAUAGUGAUGCCCCACGGUUUAUGGACUCAACACCUGGUUUGAUUGAAGUUAAAGAAGACCUUCCAGUUGGAUCAAGCAUUGUGCUCUUAAGAGCCACAGAUGCUGACAGUGGUUUCAAUGGAAAAUUGCUUUUUGUCAUUUCAGGAGGAGAUACUGAUAGCUGUUUCACGAUUGAAUCAGAUAGUGGCUUGCUCAAGAUUUAUGAACCACUUGAUAGAGAAACAACUAAUCGCUAUGUACUCAAUAUCACAGUAUAUGACCUUGGCUUGCCUCAGAGGUACUCAUCGCACAACCUGGAGAUCAAGGUAUUGGAUGUCAAUGAUAACAGCCCACAGUUUUUACAGGAUGGAUAUACUGUGAACAUUAAUGAAAACACUGCUGUAGGAACUGAUAUUAUUCAGCUUGAAGCAACAGAUAAGGAUUUGGGGAUCAAUGGAGUGGUGAGAUACAAGCUUCUGACUGAAACAGACAAAUUUAUUAUAGACGAAGAGACAGGGAUUGUCACAGUGAACGGCCCUUUGGACAGAGAAGUGAUUCCGUUCUAUUCUUUGAUCGUAGCUGCUCAAGACAUGGCUACAGAGGAGCCUCAGAUGGUCUCAACAGUACUGUUGACCAUUACCUUGGAGGAUGACAACGAUAACGCCCCAGUCUUUAUUCCCUUGUACUACCACAUCAAGGUGCGAGAGGAUAUUCCAGUGGGUACUUUGGUCCUCUGGCUGGAGGCUUAUGAUCCUGACCUUGGUCAGUCAGGUCAGGUGCGAUACAGCCUAACCGAUGAUGGAGACGGGGUCUUUCAGGUGGACAAAACCAGCGGAGCCGUGUAUCUCUCUGCUGCUCUCGAUUAUGAGAGUAGACAGGUGUAUAACCUGACAGUGAAGGUCAAAGACAAAGGCAAGCCAAACUCUUUAUCCUCAACUGCUGUAGUUGCAGUGGAAGUAGUGGAUGUCAAUGAGAAUUUGCAUUGCCCAUCAUUUUCUUUCUUUGCUGAUUGGGGAGGUGUGAGUGAGGACUCCCCCAUUGGUACAUCAGUGAUGAAAGUUACAGCACUAGACGAAGAUACCGGUAGAGACGGAGAAAUACGAUAUUCCAUCCGUGAUGGCUCAGGACUUGGGGUGUUUACCAUUGAUGAGGAGAGCGGUAUUAUAAGCACACAGGAACUUUUGGACCGUGAGACCACCAACCAUUAUUGGCUGACUGUUUAUGCUACUGAUCAAGGGGUAGUCCCACUUUCAUCACAUGUGGAGAUCUACAUCGAAGUUCAGGAUGUCAAUGACAAUGCUCCACAAAGCCCACAGCCUGUGUAUUAUCCUUCAGUGCUGGAAAACUCUCCUAAAGAUGUCUCCAUCAUGAAGAUGGAAGCUUUUGACCCGGACUCCAGCAGCGACAAACUCUCCUUCAAGAUAACUAGUGGGAAUCCUCAAGGAUUUUUUACGAUCAACUCUGAGACUGGUUUGCUGACGACGACGUCUCGAAAGCUGGACCGAGAGAAACAAGAACAACAUAUUCUUGAGGUUACUGUCUCCGACCACGUCAGUCCUUCCAAAUCUUCAACUGUCCGUGUGAUUGUGAAAGUGUUGGAUGAGAAUGACAAUAGCCCUCAGUUUCUGGAGAAGGUCUAUAAGAUUAAGCUUCCAGAACGUGAGAGGACAACAGAAUGGGAGCCUGUUUAUAGAGUGAUUGCCUUUGACAAGGAUGAGAGCCUCUUUGCUGAAAUUUCAUAUAGCAUUCACGAGGGUGAUAAGAACAGGAAAUUCUUCAUCGAUCCCAAAACUGGGUUGGUGUCUUCCAAAGAGGCUUUCUCAGCAGGAGAGUACAAUAUUCUCACAAUUAGGGCCUCGGACAAUGGGAAUCCCCAGAGGUCGUCCAUCUGUCGGUUGCACAUUGAAUGGAUUACCAGGCCUAAGCCUCCGUCUAAACCUCUAGUGUUUGAAGAGACUUCCCUCGCGUUCACGGUGAUGGAGAGUGAUCCAGUGGGCCAUAUGGUAGGGGUCAUUGAUACAGACCCUAUUGGCUCACCUGUUUGGUUAAACAUCAAAGGAGACCUGCUCGCUAAAGACGUUUUUCACAUCGUUCAGAUGGCUUGUGACCUCAGCUGUUUAGCAGAAGGUGGAAACGAUGACAGCCGCUUUGAUGUGGAAAGAGGAAGUGGAGCCAUCAUUAUAGCCAAAAACCUGGAUGCAGAGCAGCAGUCUUAUUAUAAUCUGACAGUUGAAGCAACAGAUGGAACCAGGGCCAUCAGCACCCAGGUCUCAAUCCAAGUGAUUGACACAAAUGAACAUCGACCAGAGUUUUCCCAAACAAAGUUUGAAAUAAGCAUUCCAGAAGAAACACAGCCCGGGGUGAAAAUACUGGAGAUCAGUGCGACUGACGAAGAUGAAAAGAACAAGCUGACAUAUACCUUACUCAGUAGCACAGACCCACACAGUCUGAAGAAGUUUCGUCUAGAUCCUGCUACAGGUUUUCUGUACACCUCAGAGAAAUUAGAUCAUGAGACAAUGCAUAGGCAUGUCCUUACUGUGAUGGUUCGGGACCAGGAUGUCCCCAUGAAGCGUAACCUAGCGAGAGUGAUCGUUAAUGUGACUGAUUCAAAUGACAACGCCCCGUGGUUCACCAGCUCCCAGUACUCGGCCAGCGUGUUCGAGUCGGCCGCGAUUGGCUCUGCUGUGUUACAGGUCACUGCUCUGGACAAAGACAAAGGCAGGAACGCAGAGAUCCUGUACAGCAUAGACUCAGGAAAUGAUGGAAAUUCAUUUGCUAUAGAUUCACUCUCUGGCAUCAUUACAGUUGCCCGGGAGCUGGAUCGUAACUACAGGAGUCAAUUUGAGUUGACUGUGAAAGCGUCAGAUAAAGGAGAACCUCCACUGAGGAUGUUUGCAAAAGUCCAGAUAACAGUCACUGUCUCUGACAACGGCAGGCCGAAAUUCCCACAGAAUACAGUUGCAGUAGAGAUUAGUGAGACUCUCUCUAUUGGGAGUUUUGUUACUUCCCUCAUAGCAUCCAGUCAGUCGUCAGUUUUUUAUCAGAUCACAGAUGGAAAUGUUAACAGCGCUUUUGACAUCAAUCCAAAUUCAGGUAUUAUUGUCACUCGCAGGAAUCUGGACUAUGAAACUCAGCCUUCAUACAAACUGACCGUGCAAGGCACGAACAUGGCCGGAGUGACUGGAAAUGCCACUGUUCUCAUUCGUUUAAGGGAUGAGAAUGACAACGUUCCCGUCUUCACUCAAAUGGAAUUCACGGGGUACGUGAGCGAGUCGGCAAAAGAGAGGAGCGUCGUUUUGACUCGUGAUAAUGAACCACUCGUUAUUCGUGCGACUGAUGCCGACGAAGACUCAAAAUCCAGACUAAUUUAUCAAAUUGUCGAGCCGUUCGCUCACAAUUACUUCACUAUUGAUUCCGGCACAGGGGUAAUUCAAACAAUUACCAGUCUUGAUUAUGAACAAAGGAGUGUAUUCCAUUUCACAGUGCAAGUCCACGAUACUGGCACUCCGCGCUUAUUUUCCGAGACAGCUGCCAAUGUGACAAUCCAAGUCGUUGACGUGAAUGAUUGCCCACCCAAAUUCAGCCAGGAUUUAUAUGAAGCGUCGCUUUUAGUGCCAACAUACAAAGGAGUGAAAGUAAUUUCUUUAAAUGCUACAGACGAAGACUUUGCAUUCGGUGCCAGACUGCUGUUCUCUAUAUCAGAUGGAAACGUGGGACAUAAAUUCAGAAUUGAUUCCACGUCAGGUGAUAUUUUUGUGCAGAAUGCCACACAUCUGCGCAGCAGAUACAAAUUGGCAGUUCGAGUCUCUGAUGGAAGAUUUACUGACACUGCGGUUGUAAAAGUGACUGUGAGGGAGAGCGAGAAUCACGGCCUCAAAUUUACGCAAGAUGUGUUCACCGCAUCCGUCCAAGAGAACUUGUCCGAGAGGAAAACCAUCGCUAUUAUUGCUGCCGUGGGCAACAGGAUCCACGAGCCUUUGUUUUACUCUAUCCUCAACCCUGACAGAAGGUUUGAAAUUGGUCGCACUUCUGGAGUGCUGUUUACAACAGGGAUACCCUUUGAUCGUGAGGAACAGGAUGUUUUUGAUGUUGUUGUUGAGGUUACAAAAGAGCAAAAGUCUGCUGGGGUUGUCCAUGUCCUGGUGAAAGUUACAGUGGAGGAUAUGAACGAUAAUGCACCCAUAUUUGUGAAUAUGCCCUAUAGUGUCAUUGUGCAGAUGGAUUCUGUGGUGAGUACAGUCUUUAGGCAAGUGACAGCAGUGGACAGAGAUAUUGGCAAAAAUGCUCAGAUCAAAUACUACUUAAAAGAACAUGAAAAAUAUUUUCAGCUAAGCCCCUCUGGUGAAAUCUCUUUGAAGAAAUCUUUUGAACCAGACAGCCUGAACACAAAAUUUGUGAUUACCAUUAUAGCACAAGAUGAAGGCGACCCAGCCCUCUCUUCAACAGCCCAAGUAUCCAUUACAGUGGUGAACAGAGCCACGCCGGUAUUUGAAAGACCAUUUUACAGCAUUGAAAUUCCAGAGAAUACACAAUUACACACCUCAAUAGCACAAGUCCAGGUUAAUGACUCUGUCGCUUCACGUGCCGUAUACAGCAUUUCCGAGGGAGACCCAUUCAAUCAGUUUUCCAUUAAUUUCAACUCCGGAGUCAUAGACGUUGUUCAGCCCUUGGAUUUUGAGACUCAUCCUGCCUACAAAUUAAGUAUCAGAGCAACAGACUCAGUGACCGGGGCCCACAGUGAAGUUUUUGUUGACAUAAUCGUGGAAGACGUCAAUGACAACGCACCGCUCUUUGUUAUGGGGUCAUAUAAUACAAGUCUCCCCGAAUAUGUUAUGAUCGGCACGUCUGCGUUCCAGGUGAUGGCCACGGACUCUGACACCGGGGACAACCGACAACUUUUUUAUCAGCUUGUGGGUGAAGAGGCCGAAAAUUUCAGAAUAGACAGUGAGAGUGGGAUCAUCUUUACCGCAGGUUUGCUGGAUCAUGAGGCGAAAAAACAGCACAAGCUGAUGGUUAAAGCUGUAGAUGGAGGAGCUCCCCCCAUGUCCAGUGAGGUCCAAGUGACUGUGUAUGUGACAGAUUUUAAUGACAACCCACCCGUGUUUACACAGCAGAUUUAUACUGCAUCGGUCAGUGAGCUGGUUCCUCCAGGCCAUUUCGUUACCUGUGUUCAGGGGUUUGACGUCGAUAGCUUAAAUGCUGAGACCCUGGAGUAUUCUAUUCUAUCUGGCAAUGAUGAUAACAGUUUUACCAUUAAUAAGAGUAGUGGAGAAAUAAUGAUUUCAAGCCAGAAAAAACAGAAAAUGGAGCCUAUGUACAACUUGAUUUUGUCAGUAACAGAUGGUGUUUUUCAAAGUUUAGCAGAAGUAAAAGUCAGUGUCGUAAGGGAGAACCGACACAAUCCCUCGUUCACACAGGACGAAUACCUCGUUGAACUCUUGGAAAACUCACCUACAGGUACUUUUGUAGUGAAAGUUGAAGCCCUUGAUGAAGACAUGGGAAAAUACGGUGAAGUUCAGUUUUUCAUUGUAAACGAUGCUGCCAGAGACAAAUUCUCUAUUGACGCCAAAGGGCAGAUAUUCACUUUUGAAAGCUUCGAUCGUGAAAAUCCUUUGGAGAGGGUAAUGUUCAUUAAUGUUAUGGCCAAAGAUGGUGGUGGGAAAGUGGGCUUUUGCACAGUCAGUGUGAUUCUCACUGACGUUAAUGACAAUGCACCUCAGUUCAGACUGUCUGAAUAUAAAGGUAGUGUACCGGGGGAUGCCCCUCGAGGAACCACUGUAAUCAAAAUAUCAGCGGUGGAUGCGGAUGAGGGAAGUAAUGCUGACAUUGCUUAUGCAGUCGACUCAGACAUUGGGCACUUUGAAAUCCAUCCAGUGAGUGGUGUGGUUGUCACAAAGGGAAGUGUAAGUGGAUUAGAAAAUAGCCUAUAUUCGUUUUAUGUGAAGGCUAAAGAUUCUGGAAGCCCUCCAAAACAAUCUGUUAUCCCCGUUUCGAUUAGAAUACUUCCACAUGAUGUGAUGACGCGGAAGCUUGUUGAACCUCUGCUUAGACUCGAAAUAGCGGAGGAUCUUCCCGUUGGCUCGGAGAUUGAUGUCGUACGAGCUCAGAGCAAAAAUUUUUUAAAAUAUAGUCUUGUCAAAGGAAACACUCCAGAGAGCAACCGAGAUGAUGCAUUCAUUGUUGACAGCAACACCGGAAAGCUUAAAGUCGCAAAACGUUUAGACUAUGAAACUACCAAGUGGUAUCAGCUGACCCUACAGGUCCAGAUAAUCCAAGAAGGUGCAGAAUUCAUAUCAAACGCGGAUGUAAACAUACUCCUAAAGGAUGUUAAUGAUAACAAACCCCAGUUCGAUUCUCACUCCUACCAGUCCUUCGUUGUGGAGAAUUCACCAGCAGGGACAUCUGUAAUCCAGAUUAAGGCCACUGAUCUUGACUCUGGGGUGAACGCUGAAGUUGUAUACAGCCUGGAUGAGAACCAGGACUUUCCAGAGGUACUGGAGCUGUUUGCCGUGAACCGUGAAACAGGUUGGAUCACCACUCAAAAGGAGCUAGAUCGGGAGAAGAGAGAUAGAUACAGAUUAGCGGUGGUUGCUGUAGAUCGAGGACAGGAGAUUCAAAUGAAUGACAGUUCCAUUGUGGAAGUGACAGUGGUGGACACAAAUGAUAACCCUCCAGUGUUUGCCAAGACAGUCUUCAAAAAGACUGUGAAGGAAGAUGAAAUUGUGCCAGGCAGCCUCAUCAUUUUGUUGAGCAUCACCGACUCUGACACUGAUGAAUUCAACAGGAAAUGCAGCUGCUUUAUCACAGGUGGUGACCCUCUGGGGUUGUUUGACAUCCAAUACACAGAGGGAAGCUGGGUCAUUGCUGCCAGGAAACCACUGGACAGAGAGGAGAGUGACUUCCACCUCCUGAACAUAACAGCUACAGACGGAGCCUUUGUGGCCAGAGCGACUGUUGAGAUAACAGUCCUUGAUGCAAAUGACAACAGUCCUGUUUGUGACAAGGUUCUUUAUGUUGGAACUGCUCCAGAGGAUGCACCUGCAGGAACACCUGUCUUACAAGUCUCAGCUACUGAUGCAGAUCUGUCUUCAAAUGCCGCAAUUUCAUAUCAGCUCUUUGGCAGUGGUGCUGAGGCUUUCAGCAUUGACUCUCACACGGGUGCUCUGUCGACACUGCUGCCCUUUGACAGAGAACAAAAGGAUGUUUUUAACUUUACCGUGCGAGCAGUGGAUGGAGGGAAUCGCUUCUGUCAAGCCGCUGUGCUAAUAACCGUGGAGGAUGUUAAUGACAACUCUCCCAAGUUUUUGUUGAACCCUUACCACCUCAGUGUGUUUGAGAACACAAAACCUGGAGCCUAUGUGGCGAGGCUGCAGGCUAGUGACUCUGACAGUGGAGUGAACGCUAAGAUACGGUUUUCAUUGGAGGAUUCUGCUGGAGGGCAGUUUUCCAUUCAUGAGCAGUCGGGGAUCAUUACUUUGGAGAAGCCUCUAGAGAGAAAAAUUAAAGCUCUCUACGCACUCAAAGUGCGGGCCGCAGACCAAGGUUCACCACGUGCACUCUCCUCUCUUGGCACUGUGCUGGUGACUGUGCUUGACGCCGACGAUCACCCUCUAGUGUUUGAGCACAGGGACUAUGUCACCACGGUUCCCGAGGAUGUCGCCAUGGGGACGCGGCUCCUCCGCGUCUUUGCUGCCUGCAAGGACGCAGAAGUUGACGCCAAGAUAACUUAUUCUAUCACUGAAGGCAACGAGCAUGGUGCCUUUAGCGUGGACUCUCGCACAGGUGACGUCUUUGUCAUUGAGGAGCUGGAUUAUGAGGUAUCCCAUGAGCACUAUCUGACCAUCAAGGCCACCGCAACAGACAAAUAUUCUCCCAGCGACACCACCACAGUCGCCGUCCACAUAACGGAUGUCAACGACAACGCUCCUGUUUUCAGCCAAGAUGUGUACUCAGCAGUGGUCAGUGAGGACGUUCAGCUUGGAAGCACUGUCGUAAUCGUUACCGCAAAGGACAUUGAUGGACCCUCCAACAGCCGGGUGCGCCUGUCUAUCGUCGACGGUAACCAGGGAAGCCCUUUCCUCAUUGACACAGUCAGCGGGGAGGUGAGAGUGGCCCGUCAGUUGGACAGAGAGAAGACAUCGGGAUAUGCACUGACAGUGCUGGCCUCCGACAGCGGAAAUCCCCCUAAAUCCAGCAGCACCGUCAUCUCCAUAGACGUGUCUGAUGUGAAUGAUAAUCCACCUCUCUUCUCCAGGGAUAACCAUAGCCUCAUCAUCCAGGAGAGCGUCCCCUUAGGGUCCGACGUCCUUCAGCUGAACGUGACGGACAGCGAUACGGCCCACAACGGCCCCCCUUUCUCUUAUACCAUCACUGAGGGUAAUGAGGGAAAUUUCUUUCAAAUAGAUCAGGAUGGAAUACUUCGAACAUCAGCACAGUUGAACUGCAAAGUCAAAGACCAAUAUUUCCUCAAGGUGCAGGUGGCUGACAGUGGGAAUCCUCCGCUGAAAUCAACCACAUUCAUCAGUAUUAGAGUGGUGCAGGCAAGCGUUUACCCUCCGUCUGUCCUUCCUCUGGACGUGCUUGUCUCUGUCCAUGGAGAAGAGUACGCGGGGGGGUUGUUAGGAAAGAUCCAUGCCACCGAUCAGGAUGAUUAUGACACUCUCACAUACAGCCUGCAUCCUCAGGCCCAUGGGCAGUUCUCCGUGUCCGGUUCAGACGGCAGACUGCUGGCCACCCGUGGGCUGGACGCAGGUGUUUACCCGCUCAACGUCUCCGUCACCGACGGACGCUUCACGUCCACGGCCAGCGUCACCGUGACCGUGCGCCAGGCCACGCGGCUUAUGCUGGACGACUCCGUCUCCGUGAGAUUCGCCGGCGUCAGCCCAGAGGAGUUCAUCCGCGACCACUGGCGCGGCUUUCAGAAAGCCGUCCGCGGCUUUGCCGGGGUCCGGAGAAACGAGAUCCACCUGGUCAGUCUGCAGCCAGCGGAAGACCCCGAAGGGAACCUGGAUGUUUUGCUGUUCUUCGAAAAGCUGAGAGGCGGUACGCUUGAAGCGCUUCUCCAGAAACUGAACUCUUCUACGGUGGCCAUUCAGGAGAUGGUCGGUUUACGCUUGGUUUGGCUCGGUCGGAGCCUGUGCGCUGGCCUUCGCUGUCCUGCGGGCCUGUGCCAGGAAACGGUCACCUUGGAUGAGACAGUUAUGACCACGUACAGCACAGAGAAACUGAGCAUCGUUGUGCCCCAGCAUCGCAGGACUGCACAGUGUCUCUGCACAGACGGAACGUGUUCAUAUCUCAGUAACCCCUGUGAUGAUCAACCAUGUCCAGAGGGCACUCAGUGUGUGGCUGACCAAAGAGAAGGAAAAUAUAUCUGCACGUGUCUCGGUGAGAAUGAGGGAAAGUGUCAAGAGGAAACUUUGAUGACAUUCGGUGAAAACAGUUACAUCAGAUUUCGUCUAAGGAAAGUCACACAGAGGGAGCUGAAGCUGUCACUCAGGUUGAAAACCUUCUCAAGUCAUGGCACAGUCAUGUUUGCCAGAGGAAGAAACUUCAGUGUCCUCGAGAUAGUGGGGGGGCGACUGCAGUACCAGUUUGACUGUGGGGGCGGGCCAUCAGUCGUAUCUGUUCACAGCGCUGAGGUGAAUGACGGCCAUUGGCACUCGGUUCAGCUGGAGGUGACGGCCAACCGGGCCAGACUGGUCCUAGAUCAGCUCCACACUGCGUCGGGCAUCGCGCCCGGCUCCCUCUGCUCGGUCCACCUGGGCAACCGAGUCAUUCUGGGCAGCCACGUCCAUCUGCUGAGCGCAAGGCCCAGAGGCGGCUUCCAAAUCACCAAAAGUCUCCAAGGCUGCAUGGACUCGGUCGUUUUAAAUGGCCAAAAACUCUCCCUCAGUUCAAAACCCCCCUCCGGUGCUGACAUUGAGGAGAUGAGUGGGGUUUCUCCAGGGUGUGAGGUGCCUUUGCCUCAGGACUGCCUCACUAACCCAUGUCUGAAUGGAGGAAGCUGCUUAACUAAGACUACUGGAGGUUACUACUGCAAAUGCAAUGAUGCAUAUGUGGGGACUCACUGUGAGGUCAGUAAAAACCCGUGUGCCUCUAACCCCUGUCUGUACGGAGGGACCUGUGUCCAAACCACAGACAGUUACUACUGUCAGUGUCGGGGGAAGUACUCCGGGCAGAGGUGUCAGAUUGCUCCGUUCUGUAAAGUAAAUCCAUGUCGAAACGGAGGACAGUGUAUCGACGGUCUGGAUGGGCCCGUCUGUGACUGUGGCCCAGGAUUCACAGGAAAACGGUGUCUCAGCGAUGUGAAUGAGUGUGUUCAGAAGCCCUGUCUUAACGGCGGUCAGUGCGUCAACACUCACGGGUCAUUUGGCUGCACCUGCGUCCAAGGCUUCGGUGGAAAGCUCUGCGAGGUCGACGAGUCGGAAAGAAUCCGACACCGCGUCGUCUCCACGCCUUGGAACAUCGGCCUGAAUGAAGUCGUCGGAAUAAUCAUUUUCUUGACAGCCAUCUGCUUUAUUGUCACGCUUUUUGUAAUUGCCCGUAAAAAACCGUGCAAGCCUAACAAGCCGGAUCCAGAUCAAGACGAUUACGGAGAAGACCACGCCUAUAAUCAGAGCACCUAUUUUCACCCGAAACCCCCACCAGGACAAUUUUUAGACACGCCGCCGAAAGUCCCAGUUCGGCCCAUCUCCUACACACCCAGCACGCCUGGCGACUUACGCAACAACUUAGACAGAAGCCCUGAGUUCAGUUCUCUGGGUUCAGACCCAGUGUUUGGGCUGCGGAAGCCUGUGGCCGUGUGCAGCGUGGCACCCAACCUGCCCCCACGUCCCACUUCCUGCUCGCCCACAGAUAUCGACUCCGUCCUGGAGCCUAACUGGGAAGAGGAAUACGGCGAGGAUUUAGAUUCCUGUUUGUUAAACGAGUCCAUGGAGGAUGUCUCUAAUGCUUAUUCCCAUGGUAACGGUGGAAACGGUCCAGAUCCUCACACUGCCAACUCCCAUUCGGACUUCAUCGAUGAUAACGGAUACCACUGGGACAACUCAGAUUGGAUUCACUGUGUUCAAAUUCCUGGAAUCCAGGGGCAUCUUCACUACGAGUUUGUGCAAAUUCCCUCUUCUACGCACUUUGAUGACCUUGCAGACACAGAGUAUCUUUCUGGAUGCUACGACAUUGAGAACAGUGACCCGCCACAUGUAGAGCCCCCUCCCCACCAUGACCUUCAGUCUCUUCCCAAGGACGAAUGCUCUGUGCCAGUGGCCCACAGAGACUCAUAUCCACCAACUACACGAGCGGCCACCUCUCACGUUCAACGGCGGCACGGUGGUAUCCAUGGCAACCAGACCACCGUGACAGUGCCUCAGGGUUCAACGCCAGGACCCAGCGAAUUUAGCCGUGGUGCGGAGCCCUUCUAUGAACCCUGUGAGGAGGGAAUCCACGGAACACCUUACAGUUUAUUACCCGACUCUGCUGACAGCUUGUCGGAUUUGUCUACCAGCGGCGAGGACUUGGGCCCUAUAGCCAGUGACAGUGAGAGUGUGGAAGAUGUCUUAACUUGUAAAAACACGGCUUCUGUCGGUGGAUGCGAGUGA
Chanos chanos (milkfish) is the source of this 13689-nucleotide messenger RNA. RefSeq names its product FAT atypical cadherin 1b (gene fat1b). The record is from RefSeq and is a predicted model, not a curated record. The transcript is spliced from 27 exons. Gene Ontology annotation, molecular function: beta-catenin binding; calcium ion binding; cadherin binding. Gene Ontology annotation, cellular component: plasma membrane; catenin complex. Gene Ontology annotation, biological process: homophilic cell-cell adhesion; cell migration; multicellular organism development. NCBI's taxonomy places the organism in Eukaryota, Metazoa, Chordata, Actinopteri, Gonorynchiformes, Chanidae. The coding region runs from base 1 to 13689 and encodes 4562 amino acids.